Messenger RNA from Coregonus sp. 'balchen', 25633 nucleotides. NCBI's taxonomy places the organism in Eukaryota, Metazoa, Chordata, Actinopteri, Salmoniformes, Salmonidae. The record is from the annotation of a GenBank genome assembly.
GAACAUGAGCUAGCCACCAGGCUAAUGCUUCAUGGCCUGAACAUGUAACUGAUCGGAUGCCUGACUGUUUGAUUAACAGGUGAGGACUUUGAGGUGGUGCAGCAGGAGAUCAUUGUGAUGAAGGACUGCAAACACUCCAACAUUGUGGCCUACUUUGGCAGCUAUCUCAGGUAAGACUGACAUACUGAUAGAUCAGUUGGACACUAAUGAUACAGCUGUUUCAGGCAGCUAUGCCUGAAAUGGACUAUGUUGUCAUUUUGGAUGGAGCUAAGUUUCAAGUACAGCUAAAAUGUCCGUUUUUGGUCUAAUUGAGACCUGUUGUCUGAUUGAUGCUGUGAGUCUUGCAGUCCCAGUCUUGCUGUCUUGUGGUCUGUUGUGUAUCACUUUCCUUCUCCUCCAGGAGAGAUAAAUUAUGGAUCAGCAUGGAGUACUGCGGAGGAGGAUCUCUGCAGGAUAUUUAUCACGGUAGGACACACACAAACACACUUACGCACAUAGUCUCUUCAAGCAGACACCUGUUCUCACAUUCACAAAGUCACUCACACUGUGGUGACCUACGCAUUCACCCAUGCUCACAGUCACCCUAAUUGAAUAGCUGUGUUUUCAUCUAAAAACCGACCAUAAAGCACAAUAAAUGAAAGCUUGUUGCAAUCAAUAUCCACACUCUUUCCACUUUUCCAACUUAAGCUGUCAUAGCCAGCCAGCCAGCCAGCACAGUAAAUAGCAGUCUUAAGUGAAACAUCUGGUGUUGAACUCUAAAUUGUGUAUGAAACGCUUGAGAUACUUUGUGUUGCUCUUAAACUCUGUCCUCAUCCUUCCUCCUCUCCAGUGACUGGGCCUCUGUCCGAGUCUCAGAUUGCGUAUAUGUCACGGGAAACCCUUCAGGUAAAUUUUUUUCCCUGCUGCCGUGUGAAUCUAUGGGUCAGAUUGAAUAAGAAUGAGUGAUAUGUUGUUUUCUUCCUUCCUUACAGGGUUUGUACUAUCUCCACAACAAAGGCAAAAUGCACAGAGACAUUAAGGUAAGGCCAUGUCAAUGAUGGCAAUAAGCAUGCUUUCAAGUAGAGACGAUUGACUUUCAAACCUUAUUUGUCUUUGCAAAAUACCUCUGAAAUGUUGUUUGAUGUGGUUAUUUUUUGCCUGACCCUAUAACUUUUUCUCAUAGGGAGCAAAUAUUCUAUUGACAGACAACGGCUAUGUGAAAUUAGGUAAGGCCUUGGACAACCAUUACUUUCCCCUCAACCAGACAUCAGUUCCCAAAGCCUCACCUUGACUACUUAGGCUGCGUUCACACAGGCAGCCCAAUUCUGAUAUUUGUUUUCCACUAAUUGGUCUUUUGGCCAAUCACAUCAGAUCUUUUCAAAUCAGAUCUUUUUCAGAUAAAAAAUCUGAAUUAGGCUACCUGUCUAAAUACAGCCUAAGUUACCUAUUAGAAUCAGAUCUCACAAUACCUCUAUUUUUUCUCAAUUUCCCCUCUCUCUCCUUAGCGGACUUUGGUGUAUCAGCACAGAUCACUGCUACGCUGGCUAAGAGGAAGUCCUUCAUUGGAACUCCAUACUGGUGAGCUUGUCCCCUGGUCCCUCCCCUCAGUGUCACACUAUGGAUGAGCUCUGACAUGAUGGUGUGGUUAAUUGACUUAUUGAUCUAAGGAUGUGACAGACCAUUCAUAUUGCUCUGGACAGUGUUAUGAUUAGUGUUACGGUGGGAAUUGAUUGACUCGCACUGAUUAAUUGGCUCAUGACUGAUGUUAAGUACUCUCUCUCUCUCUUUUUUUUUUCCUCUUUUUUUUCUCUCUCUCCUCUCUCCCUCUCUCCUCUCAGGAUGGCUCCAGAGGUGGCAGCAGUGGAGAGGAAGGGGGGCUACAACCAGCUGUGUGAUAUCUGGGCCGUGGGCAUCACAGCCAUCGAGCUGGCCGAGCUGCAGCCUCCUAUGUUCGACCUGCACCCCAUGAGGUGAGUCUGUGUGCUGGGCGAUGUGUGAAUGAAGCCUUGUGAAUGUGAUGCUGGAUAUUUCUUGCACUUUUUUGUACUUUGUGUUCUAGAAACCAAGUCUGUUUUCUUACUUUCCAGGGCCCUUUUCUUGAUGACAAAGAGUAAUUUCCAGCCGCCCAAAUUGAAAGACAAAGUGAAGUGGUAAGGGUUCCCGUUCUCCUCUGUGAAUAGCAGGGGUUGGAACCUGUUCAGGGAACAGAACCGGAAAAUAACAAAACAUUUCAAGGAACAGAACCUGGAACAAAAGUGAUCCAUACUGUACUGGAAUGGAACUGUUGGCUCUAACCAGAAUAGAAAGAGGAGUGGGAGGCCCCGGUGCACAACUGAGCAAGAGGACAAAUACAUUAGUGUCUAGUUUGAGAAACAGCUGCCUCACAGGUCCUCAACUGGCAGCUUCAUUAAAUAGUACCCGCAAAACACCAGUCUCAACGUCAACAGUGAAGAGGCGACUCCGGGAUGCUGCCCUUCUAGGCAGAGUUGCAAAGAAAAAGCUAUAUCUCAAACUGCCCAUCUUAAUCUUUUAUUUUUAUUGGCCAGUCUGAGAUAUGGCUUUUUCUUUGCAACUCUGCCUAGAAGGUCAGCAUCCUGGAGUCGCCUCUUCACUGUUGACGUUGAGACUGGUGUUUUGCGGGUACUAUUUAAUGAAGCUGCCAGUUGAGGACCUGUGAGGCACCUGUUUCUCAAACUAGACACCUAAUGUAUUUGUCCUCUUGCUCAGUUGUGCACCGGGGCCUCCCACUCCUCUUUCUAUUCUGGUUAGAGCCUGUUUGCGCUGUUCUGUGAAGGGAGUAGUACACAGCGUUGUACGAGAUCUUCAGUUUCUUGGCAAUUUCUCACAUGGAAUAGCCUUCAUUUCUCAGAACAAGAAUAGACUGAUGAGUUUCAGAAAAAAGUUAUUUGUUUCUGGCCAUUUUGAGCCUGUAAUCGAACCCACAAUUGCUGAUGCUCCAGAUACUCAACUAGUCUCAAGAUGGCCAGUUUUGUUGCUUCUUUAAUCAGCACAACAGUUUUCAGCUGUGCCAACAUAAUUGCAAAAGGGUUUUCUAAUGAUCAAUUAGCCUUUUCAAAUGAUAAACUUAGAUUAGCAAACACAACGUGCCAUUGGAACACAGGACUGAUGGUUGCUGAUAAUGGGCCUCUGUACGCCUAUGUAGAUAUUCCAUUAAAAAUCAGCAGUUUCCAGCUACAAUAGCCAUUUACAACAUUAACAAUGUCUACACUGUAUUUCUGAUCAAUUUGAUGUUGUUUAAUGGACAAAAAAAUUGCUUUUCUUUCGAAAACAAAUACAUUUCUAAGUGAUCCCAAACUUUUGAACGGUAGUGUACAGUUAGGUAAAUUAGAAUACGCUCUUAUCCAGAGAGAUUUAGGCCUACAGUCAGUGCAUUUAACUAAAAUAGGUAAGACAACCACAUCACAGUCGCAUAUUGCAUUACUGAAAUGAUUUUCAAUACUUCCUAAACAAACACAAUAGCCUACAUAUUUCUGCGUACACAAAUGAGCAUGGACAGGAGUGAUUUUUAUCGGGAAGGGACAGGAAAGUUCCGAGGUUAUAGAACUGUUGCGGGAUCAGGACCGUACAGGAAAGAAAUUGACAGGACAAGAUGUGACAGGAAUACAUUUUCACUCCCAUGACAACCUUUAAUUCCCAGUGCUUCAAGCCUCCUCCUCAACCCUCUCUUGCUCUCUCCCCACCCGUAAAAUUCCAGUCGCAUCUUGCGCCAUUGGUUACACUUGUCUGUCCAUCACGCAUGUAAACAACUAGCUUGCCUGCUCUAUCCGCACUGAUUGGUGAAGUAAUUUCAUGAGCUAAAUGUAAAAAAUGGUUGGAUUUCACAGGUUACAAAAGGAACAAUAUAAACCGUUACUUUUUUUUGCUGGUCGGAUCAGUGGAACAGAACCAAAACAAUUGUGAUUCUGUUCAGAACGAAACGAUUGGAAAAUAAUUUAGGUUCCAACCCCUGAUUUUAAAAUUCAUAUUACAAUCAUAAAUGCUCUAACAUGUAUCUAUCUUUUCUAUCUCCUAUGAAAGGGGAAAUAACUUCCAUCAUUUUGUCAAAUUGUCCCUGACGAAAAAUCCCAAGAAGAGGCCAACAGCUGAGAAACUAUUACAGGUACUCCCAGUCUAAAUGGAAACACUAGAUUUGAGUGUCUGUCAAGAAAAUAUGUUAACCAGCCAAUCAUUGAUUACCAGUUCAGAGCAGUGUAAAUGUAGGCUGUGACCUCACAUCCUCUUCCUGUGUCCACAGCACCCAUUUGUGUCACAGCCUCUCAGUCGAACCCUGGCCAUCGAGCUGCUGGACAAAGCCAACAACCCAGACCACACCACAUACAACGACUUUGACGAUGACGACCCCGAACCAGAGGUACAGUCACCACCCCAACCUUUACAGCUCCAGUUUUAUCCAAUCAAAUGGCAGGAUGAAGACUGACACCUGUCCUCAUUGGUCGUACCAUCGUUCUGAUCUCUUCACUGUCCGAGUUCUACAUAUUUUCUCUCUCCCUCCUCCUCCAUUAUCCCUCUCUCUGCUCUUCCUCCUCCUCAGUUUAAGUAUAAGGGCCACUUCCUUCCCAUCACCCCUGGUGCUCGGCGAGCUCCUCGCUUUGCCAUGCGCAAGAAGGUACCAGUGUGGCCUGCGUUAGAACUGCACCAGUACCUCUGUGAUCAGUACCUUUAGUAACAGAGCACUAACUAACACCGGUCUGUGUGUGCUCAGGUAGACUGGACUGGGUCUUGUCAAUGAACCCUGCUUAUGGAGUUGCUGUUACUUAGUUUGUUCAAUUUAUCUGCAUGAAUAGGCUACAUGCAGUUAAACUGAGAAUAAGUUACUCUCAGCUCACACAUGCCUUCUAUUGUGCAUGUACACUACCAGUGAAAAGUUUUAGAACACCUACUCAUUCAAGGGAUUUUCUUUAUUCUUACUAUUUUCUACAUUGUGUGUUGGGUCAUUGUCCUGUUGAAAAACAAAUGAUACUCCCACUAAGCCCAAAACAGAUGGGAUGGCGUAUCGCUGCAGAAUGCUGUGGUAGCCAUGCUGGUUAAGUGUGCCUUGAAUUCUAAAUAAAUCACAGACAGUGUCACCAGCAAGGCACCCCCACACCAUAACACCACCUCCUCCAUGCUUUAUGGUGGGAACUACACAUGCAGAGAUCAUCCGUUCACCAACACCGCGUCUCACAAUGACACGGCGGUUGGAACCAAAAAUCUCAAAUUUGGACUCCAAACCAAAGGACACAUUUCCAUCCAGUCUAAUGUCCAUUGCUCGUGUUUCUUGACCCAAGCAAGUCUCUUCUUAUUAUUGGUGUCCUUUAGUAGUGGUUUCUUUGCAGGAAUUCGACCAUGAAGGCCUGAUUCACACAGUCUCCUCUGAACAGUUUAUGUUGAGAUGUGUCUGUGACUUGUACUCUGUGAAGCAUUUAUUAUAAUAAUAAUAAUAUGCCAUUUAGCAGAUGCUUUUAUCCAAAGCGACUUACAGUCAUGCGUGCAUACAUUUUUACGUAUGGGUGGUCCCGGGGAUCGAACCCACUACCCUGGCGUUACAAGCGCCAUGCUCUACCAAUUGAGCUACAGAGGACCACAUUUAUUUGGGCUGCAAUUUCUGAGGCUGAUAACUCUAAUGAACUUAUCCUCUGCAGCAGAGGUAAUUCUGGGUCUUCCAUUCUGCGGUCCUCAUGAGAGCCAGUUUCAUCAUAGCGCUUGAUGGUUUUUGCGACUGCACUUGAAGAAACCUUCAAAGUUCUUGAAAUGUUCCGUAUUGACUGAGCUUCAUGUCUUAAAGUAAUGAUGGACUGUCGUUUCUCUUUGCUUAUUUGAGCUGUUCUUGCCAUAAUACGGACUUGCUCUUUUACCAAAUAGGGCUGUUUCUGUAUACCCCCCAACCUUGUCACAACACAACUGAUUGGCUCAAACGCAUUAAGAAGGAAAGGAAUUCCACAAAUUAACUUUUUUUAAGAAUCCAGGUGACUACCUUAUGAAGCUGGUUGAGAGAAUGCCAAGAGUGAGCAAAGCUGUCAUCAAGGCAAAGGGUGGCUAUUUGUUGAUUUGUUUAACACUUUCUGGGUUACUACAUGAUUCAAUAAGUGUUAUUUCAUAGUUUUUAUGUCUUCACUAUUAUUCUACAAUGUAGAAAAUAGUAAAAAUAAAGAAAAACCCUUGAAUGAGUAGGUGUUCUAAAACCUUUGACCGGUAGUAUACAUUGGUUUGUUAAAGCUAAUCUUAACAGGCUUGUGAUUUGUCUGGCUAUGUGCUAGGCCAAGGGUGUGUGUAGUGCAUGAACAUGCAUAUGGUAACUAGAACUUGUGAGGUCAAGCUGAGGUGAGGUCAAGCUGAAGUGAGGUCUAGCUGAGGUUUGUUUUUGUUUGUAGUCAUUUAGCAGACGCUCUUAUCCAGAGCGACUUACAGUUAGUGAGUGCAUACAUUAUUUUUUUCAUACUGGCCCCCCGUGGAAAUCGAACCCACAACCCUGGCGUUGCAAACGCCAUGCUCUACCAACAGAGCUACAUACCUGCCGGCCAUUCCCUCCCCUACCCUGGACGACGCUGGGCCAAUUGUGCACCGCCCCAUGGGUCUCCCGGUCGCGGCCGGCUACGACAGAGCCUGGAUUCGAACCAGGAUCUCUAGUGGCACAGCUAGCACUGCGAUGCAAUGCCUUUGACCACUGCGCCACUCGGGAGGUGAGGUCUAGCUGAGGUGAGGUCUAGCUGAAGUCGAGCUGAGGUGAGGUCUACUGAGGUGAGGUCUAGCUGAAGUCGAGCUUAGGUGAGGUCUAGCUGAGGUGAGGUCUAGCUGAGGUGAGGUCUAGCUGAGGUUAGGUCUAGCUGAGGUGAGGCCGAGCUGUGGUGUUCUAUCUGUAUUGUCCUUCAGUAUGUAAUUUGUAUAUCAGUAUGUGCUUGGUCUCACAAGAAGACUGGUAAAGGAAACUUCCACUGAAGUCAAUGGAUGCCGUGUGAAUUUGAGCUCCUUGAUCUGCAUGUUUUGUUUUUGUUGAGACAUCACCUGCUGCCAUGGUUUAAUUGCCUGUUUGCAGUGUGGUCUGUCUUUGCUGUGUUCUGUUGCUGCCGUGGAGGCGUAGAGGUUGUUGUGACUGACUGGGCCAUUGUUCAAAUUUUCCCUGACUAGUAGGUCAGAGGUCAGAACAAUUUCGGCCCCUUCUCACCCUAAAAAACAAAGUUGGUUUGAGCCUCCUGUCGAUAAUUAAAACAUCAAAUAUACAGAUCUUAGUGACAGUAAAUUCUCUUGGAUGCUCAGCACUCUCCUUUUCCCUCAGAGAGAGGUUGAAUUAGGUUUUUGUUAGAUUAUGAAGUUUGCACAGGAUUUAAUAGGACUACAAUUAUUGGACUGAGGAAUGGCACUAAUUUAAGCAUUAUUUUUAAUUUUAAGCAUUAUAAGUUGGGGAAAGGUUAUUUGUGCGUGAUGAUGAUGAUGAUGAUGAUGAUGGUGUGUGUGCGUCCUGUGUGUGUGUGUAUGUAUGUGUCUUGGAUAUUUAGGUCUUCUGUUCUGUUUUCUUCCUGACAGUCUGUUUUCUUCCUGACAGUCUCCAGUGUCUGUUCCCCAUCGGAUUCGCUCCACCAGCAGGAGCACCAGGGAAGGGAAGACGCUGUCUGAGAUCAACUGUAAGUGUCUGUGUGACUGGACCAGUUUCCCGGACCCAGAUUGAACCUAGUCCUGGACUACAAAGCAUGCUUAGUGGAGAAUCUCCAUUGAAUGUGCUUUUUAGUCCAGCAAUUGGUUUACUCUGUGUGACUAUGGUGGAUUCUGUUUUAUCACAGUCUGUGAUUAUUGGCAGUGUGCUUAAUCUGUGGUGUGGAGUGACUGACACAGUCAUUUCUUUGUGAGUUCAUGGUAGUCAUAGUUUAGUGAACCUCUGUCUGUCAGGAUUAACGUUGGCAUGAGUAUAAUCUACUCUUUUCAGCUUCCACAGAUUAACGGCUCCUCAAACCAUGCAGUAAAGGAGCACACACACACACACACAUUCACUCCUCUGUUAAAGUACCUCAGCACACUCACUCAUCUAUCUCUCUACCUGCAGCUGUACAGUUAAACUUCAAAUCCUUUUAGAACGCUGUCAGCUCAGACAGGUCUAUGUUCCUUACUACAUGACUGAUUUUCUUCUCCUCCUCCUUUCCCCCUCUCUCUCUUCUCCUCCCUCUCUCUCUCCUCUCUCUCUCUCUCCCUCUCUCCUCUCCUCUCUCUCCUCUCUCUCUCGUCUAUCGCCUCUCUCUCUAUCUCGCUCCUCCUCUCUCUACUCUCGCUCUCAGCUCUCUCUCUAUUCGCUCCUCUCUCUAUCUCCCUCUCUACUAUCUCACACUCUCUAUCUCGAUCAUCGCUCUAUCUCCUUCUCUCAUCUCUCUCUCCCUAUCUCUCUCCUCCUCUCUCUCUCCUCUCUCUAUCUCGCUCUCUCUCUAUCUCGCUCUCAUCUCUCGCUCUCUCUCACUCCUCUCUCUCAUCUCUCUCUCUCCUCUCUCUCUCUCUCAUCUCCGCUCUCUCUCUAUCUCUCUCUCUCUCUCUCUCUACUCUCUUCGCUCUCCCUCUCUCUCUCUUCUCCUCUCUCUCAUCUCGCUCUCUCUCUAUCUCGCUCUCUAUACUCGCCUCUCUAUCUCUUUGCUCUCUCUCUAUCUCAUCUCUAUCCUCUCUCCUAUCUCUCAUCAUUUUUCAGCUCUCUCUCUCCUCGCUCUCUAUCUCUGCUCUCCUCUUUCUCUCAUCUCUCUCCAUCUCUAUUCGCUCUCCAUCCGCUCUCCUCUAUCGCUCUCCUCUUCAUCCUAUCUCGCCUUCUCUCUCUAUUUUUCGCUCUCUCGCUCUCUCUCUCGAUCUCUCUCUCUAUCUCUAUCUUCUCUCUCUAUCUCUCUAUCUCUAUCUCGCUCUCUCUCUAUCUCGCUCUUUUCUAUCUGCUCUCAUCUCGCUCUCGCUCUAUCCUCGCUUUGCUAUCGUCUCUCUCCCAUCUCGCUCUCUCUCCUAUCUCCUCUCUCUCUAUCUCGCUCUCUUCUCUCUCUCCUAUUCGCUCUCUCUCCUAUCUCGCUCUCUCUCCCAUCUCGCUCUCUAUCACGCUCUCUCUCUCUAUCUCGACUCUUUGCUCUCUCUUUCGCUCCCCUCUAUUGCUCUCUCUCUCCUCUCUAUCUCGCUCUCUCUAUCUCGCUUUCUCUAUCUCUCUUUUCCAUUGCUCUCUCUCCUAUCUGCUUCUCCCUUUUCCCCCCUCCAUCUCGCUUCUCCCUAUUCGCUCUUCUCCUAUCUCGCUCUCCCCUAUCUCUUCUCUCUAUCUCGCUCUCUCUCCAUUUUCGACUCUCUCUCUAUCUGUCUCUCUCGUCUCUAUCUCGCUCUCUCUCCUACUCGCUCUCUCUUUCGUCCUCUCCUUCUCGCUCUUUUCUAUCCGCUCUUCAUGCUCUAUCUGCUCUCUCUCCUAUCUCGUCUCUCUACUGCUUCUUCCCCAUUCGCACUCUCUCUAGUCUUCUCUAUCUCGCAACUCUCUCUAUCUCGCCCCUCUCUCUAUCUCGCUCUCCUCUAUCUCGCUCUCUCUCGCAACUUUUCCUAUCUGCACUUUCUCUCUAUCUCGCUCUCUCUCUAUCUCCAUUCGCUCUUUUCUAUCUCCUAUCCCUCUCUCUUUCCUAUCUCGUCUCUCUAUCGCUCCGCUCUCCCCAUCCGCUCUCUCUCUAUCUCGCCUCGCUCUUCCGCUUCUUCUAUCUCGCUCUCUCUCUAUCUCGCUUUCUCCUAUUCGCUCUCUCUAUCUCGCCCCUCUCUCUCUUCCAUCUGUCUCUCUCUCUCUCUCUUUUCUCUUCUCUUAUCACUCUCUAUCACGCUCUUCUCUAUCUUUGCACUCUCUCUAUCUCGCUCUAUCUCCUUCUCUCUAUCUCGCGCCUCUCUCUCGCUCUCUCUAUCUCGCUCUCCCCUCUAUCUCGCUUCUCUCUCUCUCGCUCUCCUCAUCUCGCUUCUCUCUAUCACGUCUUAUCCGCUCUCUCUGCACUCUCUCUAUCUCGCUCUCUCUCUAUCCCCUCUCCCCUAUCUCGCUCUCUCUCUAUCUUGCUCUCUCUAUCUCGCACUCUCCUCUACUCGCACCCUCUCUAUUCGCACUCUCUCUAUCUCGCUUUUCUAUCGCUCUCGCUCUAUCACGUCGCUUCGCUCCUCUCUAUCUCGCUCUCUCUCCUAUCGCUCGCUCUCUCUCUCUCUCCUAUCUCGCUCUCUCUCCUAUCUCGCUCUCUCUCCUAUCUCGCUCUCUCUCUAUCACGCUCUCUCUCUCUAUCUCGCACUCUCUCGCUCUCUCGCUCUCUCUUAUCUCGCUCUCUCUCUAUCUCGCUUCUUCCCCUAUUCGCUCUCUCUCUCAUCUCGCUCUCUCUAUUCGCUCUCUUCUUAUCUGCUCAUCUCCCAUCUUGCUCUCUCUCCUAUCUUUCUAUCCCUAUCUCCUUCUCUCCUAUCUCGCUAUCUCUCCUAUCGCUCUCUCUCCUAUCUCGCCUCUCUCCUAAUCUCGUCCCCUCUAUUCGCUUCUCUCCUAUCUCGCUCUCUCUCUAUCUCGCUCUUCUCUAUGUCUCUAUCUCGCUUUUCUCCUAUCGCGCUCUCUCUCUUAUCUCGCUCCUCCUAUCUCGCUCUCUCUCUAUCUCGCUCUCUCUCUAUGUCUCUAUCUCGCUCUCUCUCUAUCUCGCUCUCUCUCUAUCUCGCUCUUCGCUUUUAGCACUCUUCCAUCGCUCUCUCUAGUCUCUUCUCCUCUCUCUAAUCCGCUCUCUCUCUAUUCGCCUCUCGUAUCGCACUCUUCUAUCGUCUCUCUAUCUCGAUCUCUCUAUCGCAUCUCUCUAUCUCGCUCUCUUCAUCCGCUCUCGCUCUCUUCGGUCUCUCUCUAUCUUCUUUCUUAUCUCGCUCUCUUCCCAUCCGUCUCCUAUCGCUCUCUCUCCUAUCUCUUCUAUCUGCUCUCUCUCUCUCCUUCCUUCCCCUCCUCUUAUCACUCUAUCGCCUCUCUUAUCUCGACUCUCUUAUCUCGCUCUUUUUCGCUCUCUCUAUAUCUGGCUCUCUCUCUCGCUCUUCUAUCUCGCCUUCCCCUCUCUAUCCUCGCCUCUCUCUCUCGCUCUCUUCUAUCUCGCUCUCUCUCAUCAGUCUAUCACGCUCUCUCUCGCACUUCUUUCUGCUCUCUUUAUUCCUCUCUCUUAUCUCGCCUCCUUUUAUCUUGCUUCUUCUACCGCAUUCUCUUUUCGCACUUCUCUCUAUCUCGCACCUUCUCUAUCUCGCUCUUAUUGCUCUCGCCUCAUCCCUCCGUUGCUCUCCUUUUAUCCCCUCUCUCUCCUAUCUCGCCGCUCUUCCCCUUUUCUCCAUCUCGCUUCUCUCCUACUCGCCCUCUUCCAUUUGCUCCUUUCCAUAGCUCUCCCUCAUCUCGACUUUCCCCGCUCUCUCGCUUUCUCUAUUCGCUCUCUCUUAUUUCCCCCUCUUCCCCAUCUCGCUCUCUCUUCUAUUCCCCCUCUCUCUAUCCCCUCUCUCUCUACUUUCUCCUCUCCCCUUUUUCCUCUCCUAUCUUUCUCUCUUCCCCAUUCCCCUUUCUCCUAUCUCGCUUCUCUCCCAUUUGCUCUCUCCCUAUUCGUCUCUCUCCACUCGUUCUUCUAUCUCCCUCUUCUCCUAUCUCGCCCUUUUCUAUCUCGCUUCUCCCAUGUCUCUUCUCGCUCCUUCCUACCGUCUUUCAUCUCCCCUCUCUCGCUAUCUCGCACUUCUCUAUCCUCUCUCUUGUCUCAUCGCUCUCUCUCCUAUCCGCUCUUCUUUUUGCUCUUCGUAUCUCGCACUCUCUCAUCGCCCCUCUCUAUCCACUCUCUUAUCCGCACUCUUCCAUUCGCUCUCUUCUAUUCGCUCUAUCUCGCACUCUCUCUAUCUCGCACCCCUCUCAUCCGCACUUCCCCUUUUCUCCCAUUCGCUCUAUCCCUUCUUUUAUCCAUUCGCUCCUCUCUACCCUAUCCGCUUCUCUAUCCCCACCCGCUCUCGCUUCUUCUACUCGCUCUUCUCUAUCUCGCCUUCUCUAUCUCGCUCUCCUUCCUGCUUUCUAUCUGCUCUCUCUCAUCGCCUCUCAUCUGUUUUCUCUCUCCCACUGCUUCUUCCUCUCUCUCUUCUCUCCUAACCCUUUUAACGUUCUUCUUAUCUGCUCUCUCCUAUUUGCUUAUUCGCCUCUUCUUUCGCUUCUCUCUUUCCCCUCUCUUCAUCCGUUCUUUUCGCACUCUCUCUAUCCGCUUAUCUCGCUCUCUCCUAAACCAUCUCUCCUUUCUUUUCCAUCCCCUUCUCUCUUUCCUAUCUCGCUUUUCUAUUCCCCUCCGCAUCUGCCCCUUUUAUCUCGCUCCGCUCUUCUUCGCUUUUCUCCUAUUUGCUCUCUUAAACCGCCUCUCUCUCUUAUCUUGCCUUUUUCUUCUCUCUCUAUAAUUCUACACGCUCUCCUAUCCGCUCUCUCUCUAUCUGCUCUUCUCUAUCCGCUCUUCUCUUCUCGCUCUCCGCCUCUCCUUUUCAGUCUAUCACGCUCUCUCUCGACCUUUUUAUUCGUCUUUUCCCCUCUCUUCUAUCCGCUCUCUCUUAUCUGCACUCUUAUUUCCCCCUCCCCCUCUUUUCUCGCACUCUCUUCAUUCGUUCUCUCUCUAUCUCGCUUCUAUUCGCUCUGUCCUAUUUUGCUCUUCUCAUUCGCUCUCUCUCCUUCCGCUCUUCUUAUCUGCUUCUCUCCUACUCGCUUCUUCCUAUCACGUCUCUCUCCUAUUCGCACUUUCCCCUCUAUCUCGCUCUCUCUUUCGCUCUCUUCCUAUUGCUCUCUCUCUAUUUUCUCUCUUCCUAUCUCGUCUUUUCCAUUCGCUCUUCUCCAUUCGCCUCUCUCCUAUUGCUCUUUUCCACUCGCUCUCUUCCUACUCGCUCUCUUCCAUUUUUCCCCUCUCUCUAUUACUUCUCUCUAUUCCCCUCUCUUCCUAUCUGCCCUCUCUCUAUUCGUUUCUCUAUGUCCUAUCCGCUCUCUCUCUAUGCCUAUUCUUCUCUUUUCCCAUCUCGUCUUCUUAUCUCGCUCGCUUCGUACUCGCAUCUCUCUAUUCCUCUCUUCCCAUCGCUCUUUCUAAAUUUUGCACUCUUCUAUCUCGCUCUCUUUUCCCCAUUCUCGCACUCUCUCUAUCUCGCUCUCUCUAUAUCGCAAUCUCUUCUUCUCGCACUCUUCUCUAUUCUCGCACUCUCUCUAUCGCUGCACUCUCUCUAUCUCGCACUCUCUCUAUCUCGCACUCUCUCUCUAUCUCGCACUCUCGCUCUAUCUCGCACUCUCUCUCUCGCACUCACUCUCUCUCUAUCUCGCACUCUCUCUCGCACUCUCUCUCGAUCUCUCUAUCUCGAUCUCGGUCGCUCGUUCUCUCGCUCUCUCUAUCGCUCGCUCUUUCUCUCUAUCGCUCUCUCUCUCUCUCUAUCGCUCGCUAUUUCUCUCUAUCGCUCGCUCUCUCUCUAUCGCUCUCUCUCUCCCUCCCUAGUUGGCCAGGUGAAGUUUGACCCCCCGUUGAGGAAGGAGACAGAGCCCCAUCAUGAGCUGGUGAGUAGCCUGGUCCUGCAGUGUCCCCCUGAUACCACUGUGGCUGAACCCUGUGUGUCGGUGCCGUAACAGGAACAAAAAAACAUAGAUCGGCCCCCUUAGCUGAGAUUCUGCUACAGUUCAAAUCACAAUGAAUGCAUAUCUGAUCUCAAGUCAUCCGUAUUAUCAAUCUCCCAGUGUAGCAUAUUCCCUGAACUUUUUUGUCCUCAAUUUGUCUGAAUGCACCCCUGGCAGAGGUUUCAGUGCAGGGUUCAUACGGCAUGCAUGGCCACCCCUCUUCUCUCCCCUCACUCUCAUCCCUCACUCUCAUCCCUCACUCCCUACCUCUCUUAUCAAUCCUCUCCCCUGCUUUAAUCCCUUUCUCUGAUUGGAUGGCAUUAACUUUGAAUUAACAGGUCUUUCUCACUCUGCCUGUUGAACAGCCCGACUCUGACCCUUUUUUGGACUGUGCAGAAGAGCUGUACUACACUGCGAGAUCUAAUCUGGUAUUUUCCCACAACUCUCCAUUUCUUCUUUUGGGUUGUCUCUCUGCUUCUUAACGCUUAACCGUCCUCUUUCAGUUCGCCUUGUCUCUUUCGCGAUUCUUUUUGAGUUUCUACGUUUGACAGAUGUCAGUAACUGUUUGUUAAUUUGUUUCUGUGAAGCUGUCUUCGCCUCAUUGGCUGUUUUUGUUGUUAUUCUGGUCUUAUGUUGGUUGUUAUUUGAACAGGAUGACCUUCAACUACACAACCGGUUAGACCUCACCAGCACAUUUUAAGGCUCUAGAGAGAGAGAGGAAUGGCGGGAUGGAGGAAAAACUGUAUAGAGAGAUGGAGGGUGUGGAAUGGAGAUAUAUAGGUAGAGGGAUGAUAUACUGUUGGGAGAGGGAUGUCUCUGUACAGCAGAUAGGUGGAUGAACCUCCUCAUAGGGAAAACCUGUGUGACUGACUUGGACCCCUGAGGCCAUGGCCUAUUAGAGCAGGAACAGAUCAAGCCCUAAGCUGCCAUUACCAGUCCCCCCUGCCUCCUUCUGCCAAAAUAUUACUGACUCCACAGUCACAGUUAAACUUGUUAGACCUCAUUUCUUUCUGUCAUAUACUGGGAGAUGUAUUGACGUGACUGAGGCAGCAGGAUAUGGCAGUUUGUUAGCAUAAGGUAAGAAUGUUAGCUGAGCUCUCUUUAGCUUAAUGUAGUAUGGCUAUGUCAGUUUGCGGUGUGUUGGCCCAUAGGAGUCAGGCUCUGUCACUUGGCUGUGAAGGGGGAAUACCGGUAUCUAUAUCCUCACUGGAAAAACCUAUAUGUCCACUGAUCUGAUGGACCCGCAAUGAUACUGUUCAGUAACGUCAGUCACAUUGAUGCAGUACACACACACACACACACACACACACGGAUGACUAUGUUAUGUGAAUGAUACAAAUGGAAAAUCUACUGUGUAAAGGUGUUGUAGUACAAGGGGCUAUACAGAGGUAUCUCAGCAGAAUUCGCUGCAACGGUAUGGGCGAAGGGUGGCUUUUGUGUGUGUGUUCCAUAGUGCAUAAUGCUGUCAUAUCCCUUUACUUUUAUCACACGUGCACAUUAGAAACAUCUACCAUAAUUCAAAGUGGUGUUUCUCUAAGCACCACUGCAGUGGUGACCUCUGACCUGUAGUGUCAUCAGCUCUCUGUGGGCGCUGUCUGCCAGCCCUGAGGUUGUUAUUCUCACGGAGUCAAGGUCCUGUAACGUCCUGGAUGGCCUGUUCGUUAGGGUCAUCACUGUGACCAGGGAGUCAUUAGGUUAGACCACACUCUGCCUUCUCUCUCUCCACACAAUCUCUACGUGUUUUUAGGUGUUGUGUUUAUGUAUGCGUCUCACCUCUUAAUAUAGUUGAUGCAGUACAGUAGGUAACCUGGGCCAUGGCUGUGUGUGUCGUUGUGUUUCAGAAACAGUCCUGUAAUUGUGAUAUGCCUCCCUCUAGGAUCUCCAGCGGGAGUAUGGACAGGAAUCUCCACACCUGACAGGAGGGAACAAGUAAGUCACACUUUCUGGGUUUCUACUCCUCGUCCUCCUCUAUUCUUCCUGUCCCUUCCCUAUGCUUGAUCAUCUUUCCUACCUAUCUCUCCUUCAUCUGUUCUCCUUGCCUCUCCAGCUCUCCUCUCUUCUUCUUUCAACUCUCCUCGCCUCCCCCGCUCUCUCUCUCUCUUCUUCACCUUCUCUUGUCCUCACCUCCCCCGCUCUCCCUUCCUCCUCUCCUGUCCUCCUGUUUUAUCUGAAUAGGGAUUAGCCCGAGCAGAUGGUGGUGUGGUACUGAGGUGACUUCCUGUAGAGAGAAAGGCAUCUGAUGCGUCUGAUCAUUUAUUCAUGACACCUUUCCUGGAACGCAGCUCAGCUCAGAAGAAGUGCCCUGUAAGCACUGUGUGUGUGAAAUAACAUAGACAGACUCGCAGCUGCUUAAACCUAGAAUGAUCUGCUCCAUAGCAGGAUGGGGUGGAGUGAUAGAUGGUGUGUUUUCUGUGUAUAGGAUAAAUCAGACGAGGAUUAUUGAAAAAGCCACUCCUUCCAGAUCUGAGGCACUCUGAAUCUUAUUCUGUUAUCUGAUUACUGAACAAUUGAUGUCCACAUUCCUUCACCCUUCUCACACUGGACAGACCCAUAGGGUUUAUAUUGUCACCUGCAUACACACACACACUGUUGCUUACACAUAGCUGACCUGACAGCUUCAUACAUCCCAGGUGAGUGUACAGCUUUGAGUGGCUAAGGUAAAUGUUCGAUGGGUUAUGAUGUCAUCUCAGCUGGGAUGAAACUCACACACACUCAAGCACGCUGAAUGAAUCUUCUCUGUGGUUUCCAUGGGUUUUUGCCCUGUAGCAUUAAAGAAUGUCAUGUUAAAUUAGGUCAGGUACCCCCCUCUGAGAAAUAAUGCCUUUACUCAUGUCAUGUGCGAUUAUGUCACUGAGUUGAUGCUUUUCGUCCUCCUUUUUUAACUUCUCCUUCGUUCAUUUCACUCGUUAUUUGACAGGAGUCUUCUCAAAUCAGUGGAGGAGGAGCUUAAGCAGAGGUGAGUUAGGCCACGCCCCUCAAGACUCGACCUGCAACUGCUCUGGUUUUUGAUUCGCUGACACGCCAUAACCGCGCUCACCCCAGCAGCCAAUCAAUGUUAACGCAGGACUAAUCCAGCCAAUCAGUGUCAAGCAAAACUAAUCUGCUCUGACUGCUGCAUUAUGGCAUGAUUCUAUUGUGUCCGUUGUUGUUCAAUGUUUCCAAUCAGGACAGGCUGCGCUGUGAGAUCACCAGACACCGUGAACUUCAAAAAAGCAUGGCUUAUACACUGACUUAAUUACUUAGUAUAUAAGCCCUAUCUAGUUACAGUCUAUAGUGAAAUCACCCAGCCCUAUAAGUAAGAUGAGUAAAAUUAGCAAAAUAGAGCAUUAAGGUUUAGUAAGCCACAUUCUUAUUUGGUUUAAUUCUAUAGCCAUGUAGUCCUUUAGUUAAGCUGUACCUUUAUGUAGUUUUAAGUGUUGUCAUUAUGUUACGCUAGCCGUGUAGUUCGAGUUAAUUUCCCCUUGUCUCAGUGUCUCCUCCCAGUGGGUAAAAGAGGAGAGCAGCUUGACUUUGCCUCUUGGCCUCUUUGCCUUGCUGUGAGCCCCCCCCAUCUCCUCGGGGGUCAUAUGGCACAUUUAGAGACUGAUGAUGAUGAAACUCAACAGUAAGUCAUUUCAUUCAUUUCAUUUCAGUCAUUUAGCAGACACUCUUUUCCAGAGCGACUUACAGUUAGUGAGUGCAUACAUUUUCAUACUGGCCCCCCGUGGGAAACGAACCCACAACCCUGGCGUUGCAAGCGCCAUGCUCUACCAACUGAGCUACAGGGGACUGUAAGUUCUUCUCGUGUUUUAGUCCAUCCGCCCUCUCUGAGGAGGAGGAGGAGGAAGGCUACCUCUUCCAGUUUCAUUCACACAUCUUCAUGCCGGAUUUCACACCAUCACGCCCGUUCUGUGCUUUUAGUGCCCUCCUGUGCUCCCUCUCCGUCUCUCUGCACCGCCUUGAUUCCUCCAACGGUUGAGUUUGAUCUAUGGACUCAGACAUGGGUCUCGUUCAUUAAGACAGUAGAGCAGAACUUGACCCCUGCCAUUCCUUAUCUUUUUCUUGGUGUGUGUUCAUCAUUCUGUGACACCUGCUUCCAUGCUUGCUGACCUCGGUGUGUGUUCAUACCGCCUUUUUGCCAUCUGUUCCCGAUGUGUGUUCUCACUGCUUGUAUCCUUUCUUGUUUAAAACCCUUUCCACCUGUUUAACCCUAGUGCCACUCAGGUUUGUGUUCUCAUGGUGAUGUUGAACUUGUGACUCUGUUUGAUUGGUGCCAUGUCUAUGUCCGUCAUGAUUGAGUGGUCUCUGAUUGGCUCAUACUGUACAUACACAUUACAUUGACUGGGCCGUUGGGAUACCCUGUUCAAGGGAAUGCUAACAUCUUGUGUGUCAGUUGUCUUGUGGUGUUUUCGGGGGUUGACAGACCUUUGUUGUCUUUACCCACACCUGACCUGUUGUCUAAAACUAUGUUGUGUUACUUAGUUGUCUAAUACUGUGUUGUGAUAGAAGACCAUGUUGUUUGAAGUGAUAGUCUGUCAAUGUGUCUGUCAUUCUGUCUUAACACUUAUUGUGACAGCGAUGUUUUGUAGCUGUCAAUAUGUGGAACCUUCGGAAUCUUGUCACUGUCUAACAAACCUAACCCCAACUCAAUCUCUCCCUCUAGCAAACACAGCACCAUCAUGAGGCCCAAAGUCCCACCUCCACUGCCCCCCAAGGUAGGACCACUAGCAUAUGUCAUACUGCAGCAUUUUGGAUCACAAUCAAACAACCACGACUACUAUUUAGUGGAAAGGACCCUCGAGCAAAAUUCUGAGUUGCAUACAUCAAUAUUUUCUCUCAAAGCUAAUUCAAACUAUUGACAUUACAUUUGUAAGAUGGGCAGCAGAGCUUGACCCAUGAGUAAUAAAAGGGCAGGCAUUAAUCAACCUCUAGAGAUUGUCUACCUUUCUGCUGUCUCUCUCGCUCUCUCUGUGUCUCAUCUCUCCAUUUCCUCCCACUCUCCCUCCAGCCCAAGUCUAUCUGUCCGCCCCAGGAGAGCCCGUCCCAGGGAGAGGACGAUGGAGGUGGAGGGGGGACCAUCAAGCGCUGCCCCGUACCCGAGAGCCCCGCCCGACCCGCCUCAAAUGUACCCCCCCGCCCUCCACCCCCACGCCUGCCCCCCCACAGACGCAGUAGCCUAGGUAACGAGAGUACACAGAGCCAGGCUGGCUCAGAGCCCGAGGGGAAUGAUGAUGGGAGCUUUAGGCAUUUCUGGGAGUGGCUUCAUGCCCCACACACGGAAGAGGAAUUGGAAGAUGUGUUGGAGGAGGAGGAGGAGGAGGAAGAAGAGAGUAAGGCCGGCCGAUUGGUAGCCCCGUAGACGUCGCUCCUCCCUGAUUGGUUGUUAGUCCCAUCAAUCAGCAUCCGUAGUGUCUCGCACCGCCGCUCCCUCCCUCCCCUCCCCCUUUCCUCUGUCUGUCUGUGGAUGUAUAUAGUGCGGUGUUGUUGCUGCAGUCAUGUGACCCUCUCUGCAACCAAACUCCUGCCUCCUUUCUCCCAUCGUUGAUAUCACAUGUUCUCUAUGAAGCAAUCAAAAUGUUAUUGAACUCUGAAUGUAAUCAAGCAUUCGAAAUGUGAUACGCCAUUCUCAGUUCAGUAUGUUAGCAUGAUCGAAUCAUUUAGUUUGAGAGAUGUCCCACUCUUGUAAUCCUAACCAAACAUAUUCCAUUAAUACUGAUAAGUAGUAAUUAGAUUUUAGCAUAUGUGCGUACGUCUCAGUAGAACACUCACACCAUUGAUCUACUGUCUAUUCAGGCAGCCCAAUUCUGAGCUUUUUCCACUCAUUUGUCUUUUGACCAAUCAGAUCAGCUCUUUUGCAAAUAAUUGGGCAGAAGAUCAGAAUUAGACUGCCUGUGUAAAUGCAGCUUUAAUCUCAUGCACAUACACACACGUGUUGAACACCACACACACUCACACACACACAGAGGCAUGCGCACACACACACACACACACACACACAGACAGAGGUAUGCACACACACACACACACACACACACACAGAGGCAUGCACACACUCACCGAGGUAAGUGUAAUAAACAUGUCUCCCGCUGCAGGUAAUGGAUUGAGCUCUCACCAGAAUGGAGAGAAGGACAGUGCUACUGAGAGGCAGUCCACCAUGCCCCCUAGUGUCCCCAUACGGAAAGACAAGAAGGACAUUCCUGUAAUGCCACCAGAUCCUGCACACUCUCCUUAUUAACAGUGACAUUUCAAUACAUUCCCUUUCAUUCCACACUAGGGCAUCACCACACUGAUGUAUUAUUAAAGCCAGUAAACCAUUCAUCUAAAACGAAUGUGGACCAGUGAUCAUCAACCUUAUGUGUCUCUCUGUAUGCAUCUCCUCCCCCUCUUUUCAGAAGCCUGUCAGUAAUGGUCUCCCACCCACACCCAAGGUCCAUGUGAGUAUGAUGCUAACAGACAUGCUAACUUACUGAAACAUUAUGAAUCGAAGUCAAAAGUGGUGUUGGCCUCUAAAAUGGAGCUUUCAAAACAAGACCUUUCAAGAAAAGAUUACUAUUGUGUUUGGCUUCCCUCUAACUGUCCAUCCUCCAUCGUUCUUGCUCCUCAGAUGGGGGCCUGUUUCUCCAAGGUGUUCAACGGCUGCCCGUUGAAAAUCCAUUGUGCCACAUCCUGGAUCAACCCAGACACCAGAGGUAGGACAUUGGGAAAACAACGUAGCGUAGCCUAUCAGUGGCUCGGGUGUCACUUUUUACAUCUUUAUUGUCAUGACUUAUUACAUGAAUCGUUGCCAUGUUGAUGAUUUUGAUUAAAGGGGUACUUCGGGAUUUUGGCAAUUAGGCUCUUUAUCUACUUUCCCAGAGUCAGAUGCACUCAUGGAUACCAUUUUUAUUUCUGCAUCCAGUAUGAGGGAAGUUAGAUGUAGUUUUGCGAGUCAAUGCUUACUAACAUUAGCACAAUGACUGGAAGUCUAUGGUAUCUACUAGCAUGCUAGCAGUUACCAUAGACUUCCAGUCAUUGCGCUAACUCUAGUUAGCAAUUGCGCUGAUGCUAGUUAGAAACAUCCUUUAAACUGCAUGCAGAGACAAAAAAAAUGUAUCCACAAGUUCAUCUGACUCUGGGAAAGUAGAUAAAGGGCUUCAUUGCCAAAAUCCUGAAGUAUUCCUUUAACAUGACUAAUAGGCUCUUUGUUUUGUCUUUGUUUCAGACCAAUAUUUGAUAUUUGGUGCUGAGGAGGGGAUCUACACUUUAAACCUGAAUGAACUGCACGAGACAUCAAUGGAGCAGGUUUGAUCUGGUUGAAGUAACAUAUUGCUCACAAGGCUUUUUUUCUUCAAUGGAGGAUUCUAAAUGUUGUUUCAAAUCUUUAUUGGCUCUCUCCAUCCGUUCUGUCCCCAGCUCUUUCCCCGGCGGUGCACUUGGCUUUAUGUUAUGAAUAACUGCUUGCUCUCUAUAUCUGGUAAGACUAUCUUGGACCUACAGUGAGGGGAAAAAAGUAUUUUAUCCCCUGCUGAUUUUGUACGUUUGCCCACUGACAAAGACAUGAUCAGUCUAUAAUUUUAAUGGUAGGUUUAUUUAAACAGUGAGAGACAGAAUAACAACAAAAAAUUCCAGAAAAACGCAUGUCAAAAAUGUUAUAAAUUGAUUUGCAUUUUAAUGAGGGAAAUAAGUAUUUGACCCCUCUGCAAAACAUGACUUAGUACUUGGUGGCAAAACCCUUGUUGGCAAUCACAGAGGUCAGACAUUUCUUGUAGUUGGCCACCAGGUUUGCACACAUCUCAGGAGGGAUUUUGUUCCACUCCUCUUUGCAGAUCUUCUCCAAGUCAUUAAGGUUUCGAGGCUGACGUUUGGCAACUCGAACCUUCAGCUCCCUCCACAGAUUUUCUAUGGGAUUAAGUUCUGGAGACUGGCUAGGCCACUCCAGGACCUUAAUGUGCUUCUUCUUGAGCCACUCCUUUGUUGCCUUGGCCGUGUGUUUUGGGUCAUUGUCAUGCUGGAAUACCCAUCCACGACCCAUUUUCAAUGCCCUGGCUGAGGGAAGGAGGUUCUCACCCAAGAUUUGACGGUACAUGGCCCCGUCCAUCGUCCCUUUGAUGCGGUGAAGUUGUCCUGUCCCCUUAGCAGAAAAACACCCCCAAAGCAUAAUGUUUCCACCUCCAUGUUUGACGGUGGGGAUGGUGUUCUUGGGGUCAUAGGCAGCAUUCCUCCUCCUCCAAACAUGGCGAGUUGAGUUGAUGCCAAAGAGCUCGAUUUUGGUCUCAUCUGACCACAACACUUUCACCCAGUUCUCCUCUGAAUCAUUUAGAUGUUCAUUGGCAAACUUCAGACGGCCCUGUAUAUGUGCUUUCUUGAGCAGGGGGACCUUGCAGGCGCUGCAGGAUUUCAGUCCUUUCAGUGUUUUCUUGGUGACUAUGGUCCCAGCUGCCUUGAGAUCAUUGACAAGAUCCUCCCAUGUAGUUCUGGGCUGAUUCCUCACUGUUCUCAUGAUCAUUGCAACUCCACAAGGUGAGAUCUUGCAUGGAGCCCCAGGCCGAGGGAGAUUGACAGUUCUUAUGUGUUUCUUCCAUUUGCGAAUAAUCGCAGCAACUGUUGUCACCUUCUCACCAAGCUGCUUGGCGAUGGUCUUGUAGCCCAUUCCAGCCUUGUGUAGGUCUACAAUCUUGUCCCUGACAUCCUUGGAGAGCUCUUUGGUCUUGGCCAUGGUGGAGAGUUUGGAAUCUGAUUGAUUGAUUGCUUCUGUGGACUGGUGUCUUUUUAUACAGGUAACAAGCUGAGAUUAGGAGCACUCCCUUUAAGAGUGUGCUCCUAAUCUCAGCUCGUUACCUGUAUAAAAGACACCUGGGAGCCAGAAAUCUUUCUGAUUGAGAGGGAGUCAAAUACUUAUUUCCCUCAUUAAAAUGCAAAUCAAUUUAUAACAUUUUUGAAAUGCGUUUUUCUUGAUUUUUUUGUUGUUAUUCUGUCUCUCACUGUUCAAAUAAACCUACCAUUAAAAUUAUAGACUGAUCAUUUCUUUGUCAGUGGGCAAACGUACAAAAUCAGCAGGGGAUCAAAUACUUUUUUCCCUCACUGUAUAUUGUCUUACUUUGUUGUUUGUUCUGUAUCUAGUAAUGGUUUUGCAGUAGUAGGAGUAAUGUGCUGCUCUGGUAUUUUGACAUUUCUUUGCCAAAAAAGGUAGACAUUUAAAGGCACUCGCCUUUAAAACUUUUACUCUGGAAAAUUGAGGCAGGAAUUUCUCUGUUUAAAUGAUGUCUGCCCUUUCCCGAAAAAUAUAAUAUUGCCCUGUAAGGUGUGUUUUGGAAGCAGACUUUUUGUCUUUUCUUUUUGGGGUCAUAAAUUGCCCUUUAAAAGUUUAAAAGUCUAGCUGAAAAUCUUAUUUUGUAUUGCUUCAGGAAAAGCCUCCCAGCUCUACUCUCAUAACGUAGCUGGUCUGUUUGAGCAUGCCCGGCAAAUGCAGAAGUUACCCAUGGCCAUUCCCACACACAAACUCCCAGACAAAAUGAUUCCAAGGUAGGAUAUGUGAGGUAUUUUCAUUCAUUUGAGUUUGAACUUGGGGUGUUUAAGGGGAUACAUAUAAAACUGAUUUCUUGUUCCUUAUGAUCCUUGUAGGAAGUUUGCCGUAUCUAAUAAGAUUCCAGACACAAAAGGGUGCCAAAAGUGCUGUGUAGGUGAGUUCUCAGGAGGGUGGAGUGCCCACACGAAACUGUAUGCAUACACAUACUGUAAGUCGCUUUGGAUGAACGCGUCUGCUAAAUGGCAUAUAUUAUCAACUGCUGCAUGGCACCAUUCUUGAGGAUCGUUCCAAAUAAUGCAUAAGAUAUCAUAUUGAUAGAGUAUAGCUCAGAGUUCAAAGAAAGAUUGUAAGAGACCUUGAAUGUGUUUGUUUGUGUACAGUGAGGAACCCAUACAGUGGGCACAAGUACCUGUGUGGAGCAUUCCAGUCCAGUGUGGUUCUGCUGGAGUGGGUGGAGCCCAUGCAGAAGUUCAUGCUCAUCAAGGUCAGUCAGUGUGGGUCAGUUCAGGUCAUUCUGGGGCAGACUGACUGAGGAUGACUAAUGGGUUAUAAUGGACCCUAUCUGGCUUGGAUAAACCUAAUGCAGUCCUGUUCAGAAAGCUUAUUAGAUUGACUAAAGUAGUGUGCAAACAUUGCUUGUCUCUAACAGAGUUCAAAUUAUUCAUGUCAUCUGUGGUGUGUAACGGCAUGCUAAAUCUAUCUCCUGUGUCUCUUCUGUAGAACAUCGACUUCCCCCUGCCAUGUCCUCUGGAGGUGUUUGAGAUGCUGGUGGUACCGGAGCAGCAGUACCCUCUCAUCUGUGUGGCCGUCAGCAAGGGCACCGAGCUCAGCCAAGUGGUCCGCUUCGGCACGGUCAACCCCAACUCAACCUCCUCCUGGUUCACAGAGGCCGGUCAGUGGAACAUGGUCACGCCGAUGAUGAUGAUAGUGAUGAUGAUCUUCAUUAGGACGAUGAUUGUUUCUAAUGAGUUGUUUUUCUGUCCCCUCAGAUACGCCCCAGACGUGUGUCAUCCACGUCACCCAGUUAGAGAGGGACACCAUAUUAGUUUGUCUCGACAGUACGUUUUACUUCCCCGCAACAACUUGACUAACCCAAAUAAUAAUUGUAUUCUCAAUGGAGAAAUUCCAGCUUCUGCAUAAAACUAUUUUCUGUGCUCAGGGUGUAUAAAGAUAGUGAACUUACAGGGAAGGUUGAAGUCAAGCAGGAAGUUAUCUGCUGAGCUGACGUUUAACUUCCAGAUCGAGGCGAUAGGUACGUUUCCAUAACCAUGGUAUUCACACUUCUACCCAGCCCAAAUAAACUAAAGACUGGGUCCUGUUGUGCUAAAGACAGAUAUUUCCAUCUGUGUAUACAUCUCUACGCAGAAAGAUAAUUCGAUAUCCUGAGAAUGUUUCUCCUGUGACGCAUUUCUCAGCUCGUAUCUGUGCUUUUUGUGGUUCAAUGUAACCCCCACGUGUCUUUGCAGUGUGUCUCCAAGAUAGCGUUCUGGCGUUUUGGAGACAUGGUAUGCAAGGACGGAGUUUCAAGACGAAUGAGGUAAGCUGAGGACAUUUAGGUGUGUGGAUGUCUGAGAGGAGUUGUUUCUUUGUGUACACUAGAGGGUAACCUUUUUUUCCUGUCACAUCCCGGUCCUGUUUAUAACAACAACAACAAAAAAUUAUCCUGUUGUAUGUGUUUGAAUAUUAUCUUAAAUGAUCCUUUGUCUGUCUGCACUCAAGAUCACCCAGGAGAUCUCUGAUAACACACGGAUCUUCAGACUGCUGGGAUCUGACAGGUGAGUAAAAUAAUCCAUGAUGCUCAAGGUCACCUCACCUGACACACUUGGACACACUCACAUACUUUGACCCCUUUCACUUUUACACUGGCAAUUAUAUUUUUUAUAAAUAUUUCUCUUUUAGCUAUUUCAGUUUACACUGGCGAUAACAUUAACAUGGAUGUUGUCAUGAUGGCCAUUUUGUUUUCGAAUGACCUGUUGCAGUAGUAUAGAACCCUGAUUGCCUGAAGUCUUUGGUGUUGUUGGUUUUAUGCAUGCUUGCUUGUCUCUUAAUGGCUUGUUUGAUUUUGUGAAUGAAGAAACUCUCAGCACGACAGUUCAGGGCAGGAGGGAGCCGCCAGUCUGCCCAGGUAUACUCACUGCUCCCUGGGUCACACCAGGUCUCGCCUAGCCUACAGACUCUCUGAUCUAUGAAUGUCCCCUGUGGGGACCCUGGAUUUCAUUCCGCCUGUAUGAGUGUGUGGGUGUGUGUCUAAUGCUCCUAUAAUCUCUGAACCCAUUGUAUUUCUGUUUUCUUGGGUCAGUAACUACUUUGUUACAGCACGUUGACCCUCUUAACAUGAUGGAAUUUGUCUAUGGGGCUUGAGUAUGUUCUGAAUAGGAUCUGGGCUUGUGGAUGUUGGGGCGUCUGUUGGUGUGAAAGUGUUUUUUCUGUGUGUGACGCUUACAUCCUUAAUCCUCCUGGUCCCCUCUGGGAUGUAUACUUUCACAGUGUGAGGCUGAUCUGAACAUGAUCUUGUGUGUUUUAGAGUGGUGGUGUUGGAGAGCAGGCCGACAGACAACCCCACAGCACCCAGCAACCUCUACAUCCUGGCUGGACACGAGAACAGCUAC